AUGGAGGUGGCGGCCACCGUGGCGCACAACAUGCACGUCGUUGCUGCUGCCGUCGCCCGCGGCGACGACGACGUCGGCGCCAUCGAGCAGCUCCUAUUCGAGAACAUUUCCCUUCUCGAGACCCUCGAGACGAUCCGAGACCCAGGAAGCACGGUCCGGCGGCUGCACGACGCGUACGUGGUUCUUGCAUGCACCAUGCGCUCGUUGCCACAGAUGCCGCGUGCGCUGGUUGCGAUGGCCGAGCGCGGUGCGUCCUUGCUGGCUAGCUCUGCAUCAACACCAACGAUCAGUCCGGUGCGGGCCAACCCCCAGGACGAGGAAAGCAGUAGCCAAGUCGCUCCGUCGCCAUCGCUCCGACUAGAGCUGGACCCACCGGUCGUACUGGCACAUCUCGACGCCAACCUGAGCCGACAGCAGUCGUUCACGCUCCGCAACCCGUCGAACAAAGUAGCGCUGACCUUCAAGCUGCGCACGCCCAAGGCGCUUUGGCGACAAAUCAUCGUGACGCCCAACACGGGGCGACUCGGGCCGCACGAGUCGAUCGCGAUUGUCAUCGAGCUCGCCGACGACGAAGUCGAAUGGCUCACGUUUCGCUGCAGCGAGUAUACAACGACAAAGACGUGGACGCAUAAGCUCUUGGUCGAGUCGCGAGCAGAGGACGACGGCGACGGGGUGUCGUGUGCCAAGCAAGUCGGCCGCUUCAAUAUCAAGGCCACGCACCUCGGGCGGCUUUUGCCGCGGGCGCCGGCGCCGCGCCGCCUGUACCUGGCUUCGCCCCGGCUCGACUUUGCCUUUUGCACGGACGAAGAGACGCUGCAGUUCCAUGCCUUUGGCAACACGUGUCUCUUUGACGUGCGCAACACGAGCAAAAGCGCGGCACUCGCCGUGAAAUUCAAGACACUCUGUCCAAACCGGUACUCGAUUGCGCCGCCGUUUCUCGUCUUGCCGCCCAGUAGCGCCCGCACGAUCACGAUCGCGCUCACUCGAAGUACGCGCAACCGCUUGUACGUCUACGAGAAGAGCCAUCUCCAACUGCGCGACUGCCUCCGUGUUGAGAGCACGCUUGUGCCGUAUUAUGCGACGGUCGCGGCCGAGAAGUCGCGUUCUCCGAACGAGCUCGCCACUGUCCUCAACCUCGCGUGGCGCCACGUCCGCAAAGACGCCCUCCACAUUGAGUACAUUCCUUGCGCGUUUCGGUUUGCAAUCGUAUCGCCGCAAGCGUCUACGGGCGCCGGUUCAAGUCCACGACCACAGCCUUGUGCGGCCUGAACCAAAACAAACAAAAUACAUAGAAAAUGCAGUGUCCUUGUCGUCGCA
Molecule: messenger RNA, 1317 nt
Organism: Saprolegnia diclina VS20
Lineage: Eukaryota; Oomycota; Saprolegniomycetes; Saprolegniales; Saprolegniaceae
Exons: 1
Coding region: 1-1269 (422 amino acids)
Source: RefSeq, a predicted model, not a curated record